Messenger RNA from Bactrocera neohumeralis, 5005 nucleotides. It is a transcript of the gene mfr, whose product is annotated as otoferlin. Bases 14 to 4987 code for a protein of 1657 amino acids. Gene Ontology annotation, biological process: plasma membrane organization. The transcript has 20 exons. The record is from RefSeq and is a predicted model, not a curated record. Lineage: Eukaryota; Metazoa; Arthropoda; Insecta; Diptera; Tephritidae.
UAUCGGCACACAAAUGCUACCCAUGGCGCAAAACGAUUGCUUUCUAAGCAUGAGUCAAGAUUAUCUCAUCUGUACGACCAUACACAAAGCGCGACAGUUGGGAGUUUUCACAGGCGAGACCUUCGUACGCAUUACGCUCGACAAAGCGCAUAGGACGACCAAGCCUUACGCGCGCUCCGAAAACCCCUACUACAAUGAGUAUUUCGUCUUCGAAAUCCGCUGCACGCUUACGGAGCUCUUGCGUUUAACAGUGCUGUACGAAGUACGUAAGCGGAAUGCCUGCAAGAAAACCAUGUCACAUGGUGAAUUACUGAUAGAUCUGCAGAGUGUUUGGAAUCAACCGAAUCGUUGUUUUUUCAAAAAGUGGGGUCGACUUGAGGCCUCCAUUGCCGACGUUUCCAAUAACACACCGGGUGCAUGUAAGGGUUAUCUGCAGAUCGACUUGGCGAUCGUGACACAAAACUCCGAUCCCAAUACUGUACUGAGACCACACGAAGAUAUGCUCGAGUUGAAUCGGUGGCAAAUUAAUCAAGACUAUGAUAAUAUCGAGCGCAAUAUGCUACAAAACGCAGAUAAUUCCAUGCAGUGCAAUAUCCGUUAUAAUGUCACACUCUAUAAGGCAGUGCUGACCAAGAAGAGUGACUAUCUCAUACAAGUAUCCUUUGCUGGCAACCAUGGCAAGACAAAUGUUUGCAAGGCCACUACUCAACCGGAGUGGAACUACUCGGUGUGCUUCUCAUGGACCUAUCCAUCCCUAUCACAAACCUUUGUCGUACAAAUCCUUUCACACGAGCACCUACAAUGGAAGGCAAUCGCUGACUAUGAGAUACAUUUCGAUGAGAUCGCUUUUAAAGAUAAGCCAGCCUUAGGUCCCACUUAUGUACAUUUUUAUGAUAUAUCAAAUCCAUUGCAAUAUCUGGGACGUCUUUUGGUGGAAGUCGAUUCGGAGUGUCUCCCAGCCGGUCCGGCACGUGAUCUCUUGACGAAACCUGUUGCGCCGUUAGACGAGAAACGUUGGUGGCAAGAAGAGACAUUUCUGGUAGAAUUUCUACCAUUACAGGGUGACUUCCUGCACGGCAAUUUAAGUAACUGCAAAAUUACUAUGAAAUUGGCAGAGAAUUCCUCCAACUAUGUGGAGUGCUUUCUAAAAAGUUAUCCGGGCAAACAUAACAAUACUGGCACCAGUUUAAAAUAUUUUCGACAGGAAUCACCAUAUAAAGCAGUCUAUCUCAAAAUCACAAUGCCCGACAAUCGCUACAAGUUCGAUAGCGAUUAUUAUAUGCAAGAAAUUCUGGACUUAAUAGAAUCUGAGCUCGCCACUUUCAAACUCUUCCAAAUCAAAUACACCAAUCAGUUUGUGCUGCAAGCCAAGUGUUUCAAGGCCAUCAUAAUGAACUUGCAGAGUAAGCUGAAAGAAGGUGCCGAAGAUAAGCGACUGGAAUACACAGGCUUUAAAGAGACCACCAUGUGGGAUGCCAAUCGAUUGGUCUAUGUUAAUUCCUUUUUUGAAAAGUUCCCUGAAAAGUUACGCGCUAUGCGUCACAAGCUCAAGACAGCACCCGCUCCUCUCAUCGAGCCUACCAUUGCUGAAGUCGUCAAUCAAAUGGUUUUACAUUCCAACGAGCUCAAGAGUCUUUUGGCCACCACACGCCUACAGGAUGAAUGGCCAACACUUUUGAUUAUGCUCAGUGUAUCGGGAAGGAAUGAUAUUGCGGUGUGUCGUUUGAAUGCCAAGUACUUUUUGAAUGCGCCUCGAGAUAAGUCAGCGAGUCCGAAUAGUUUGUGCUGGCGCACCCGGAACUUCAUUUUUAAGGACAUUCAAUGUCAGCAUAGCUGCAUCAACUGUGGCUGCAAUGUCGGCGUUAUACAAGGCUCUCUUGGUAUUGUGGUGGAUAGUGAACGUACCGAAUACCUGGCCUCCAUAACCAAUGAUUGGAAACAAACUGAAUUGUACUAUUGGUCCCCAAUAAUCCACUAUACGGUUUAUAAAUGUCGCAUUUUCAUACAUCAAGCCAAGAUACGUCCGGGCAGCGACUCAAGUGGUCUCUGUGACGGCUAUUUACGCGUCAUAUUCGGUUCACAGUGGGCGCAAACAUCUACUGAAGAGUCCACACUCUCGCCAAUAUGGAAUUGUGUGAUCUGCUUUGAUAUGGUCGUAUUUCCCGGCAGUCUACAGUGGUAUCUGAAGAAUCCACCACUUGUAGCAGUCGAGUUGUACGAUCGUGAUCGCUUAACUGCCAACGAUUAUGUGGGUUGUGGUACUGUGCCGGUGUCGGUAAUUAGUAUGAAAGCGGCCGAUGAUAGUGCGCGUGAAGAACCUGAGAGUAGACUCAAGCCAAAUAAAAUGGUGAAGACACGUACUGCCAUGCAGAAGUAUCACAAAUUGAAGGUUAUUUCGCCGCCACCACUAACUUGGGUGCCAAUUGCUCAGCACGGCAGUGUGAGAGCUGAGGUGUUGAUGUCUGCGGAGCUUGUUGAAACCACCGAAGAAAUCGGUAAAAUGGAAAUGCCAGAUCCAACUAUAACAAUGAAUAUACCGACGAGCAUAAAACCGAUUAUGAAAAACUUUGUACUGGAGGUGGUAUUCAUUGGGUUUAGAAACUACACCAAAACGACUUUUGGUGGCCGACAUCGUAUUAAGGUCAUGAUGGGUGAUCUUCUGCUGACAAGUGGCUUGUCUUCGACGCGCUUGAAGAACAGCAUAAACUUCUUGGUCAUAUUCGCAUCUGGAGUUGUCAGUCUUCCUGAACAACUCGAAUACUGGCCCGCUAUCAUAGCCACCGAUGUGUCCGUUUCGUCUAAAGGCGCUGAAACCACAUUGGGCGCAGUUUUGAUACCAGACUCGAAACGUUUUUUACAAGUAGACAAAACCGUGAAAUGUGUACCGGCUACUCCGGGUGAAGAAGGUACCACAAUGUUGCAGAUUGGUGAGUUGGAAGACAGCGAAACUCAGCCAUUACUGCAUAGAGAUAAACCGACUUUAUUCCAACGAACUUUGGGCGUUUUCAAAAGAUCUCAAGAUCCCGCUAAACUGCCGCCCAUCGAUAACACGGACUUAACGCAAAUAAUCGAUGAGGCGCAGUACAGUUGGUGGACAAAAUAUUACAAUUCCAUAUACACAUAUCAAGAAACUGGCGAUCUCUCGCAUUUGUAUAAACAUAGCCUGGUAAUCUACCCAAACGAGUUGGAGCGCCAAGCCGAACUUGGUUAUUUACAUGACUGGGCCGAGCCGGUGAAGCUGGUGCAUGGCGUAAAGUACAAAAAGAACUCCAUGCCGAAAGAGGAAACCUAUGCCACGCUGAAAUUAAAUAUUAAACUUGUGCCUUGCAAAUGUGGUGCAAACGAUGGUGGCGACGGCAUUAUGUUGCGGCCACUCGCGGCGGCACUAAAUCCACGCUAUCAAGCUGAGCUCCAUACAUUGACCGAUCUAACAAAGAUCAUUGUACGCGUUUAUGUGAUACAGGGUGUACAAUUGCGGCCGCAUGAUAAAAAUUCUAAAUCGGAUGCUUAUGUGAGAUUGCACUUAGGCGGCAAAACGGUGGCCAAUCGUGCACAUUACGUGCCCAACGAGAGUAAUCCGGUGUUCGGAAAAUGUUUUCAACUGGACGCUGUGUUACCGAGAGACAAUAUGUUGGAGGUCUCUGUCUUCGACCGAAAUUUAUUUACCGACGACUAUAUCGGUUCCACUUAUAUAGAUUUGGAAGAUCGCUGGCGUACCAAACAUCACGCAGCUGUGGGCAUAUCGAAGGAAUAUUCAAAAAGCGGCUACAACAAAUGGCGUAAUAUUGCCACACCUUUCGAAAUACUUUCAGAGCUUUGUUCCCAGCGCGAUUUACCGCCACCGAAAUUCCUUGAACAACGCAUUGAGGUGGAUGGUGUGAAGUUUAAGGACGAAACGAGACUUGCGUUGGGCGAGGAGUUACAGGAGCGUCUAAGCCUAACAGCUCUACAUCAUUUGGAUCAGCUACCAUCCUUCGGCUACAAGUUGGUGCCAGAGCAUGUUGAAACAAGGACAUUGUAUCGACGCGAUUGUCCCGGUAUAGAACAGGGCAAAAUUCAACUAUGGGUUGAGCUCUACGAGGGUAACUUAAAUAUACCGCCACCCAUUGAUAUCACGCCGCAUCCACCGCAAACUUACGAAUUGCGUGUGGUCGUCUACGGUUGUGCUGACAUAACGUUGGAUGAACGCAAUAUAUUUGGCAAAAAGAUGAGCGAUAUCGGCGUGAAAGGCUGGUGCGCGGAUAAGGAACAAUCGCAGGCCACCGAUAUCCAUUACCGUUCGUUCAACGGUGAGGCCACUUUUAAUUGGCGCAUGCUCUUCCCCAUCAAAUACUCCGCCAAUGAGGAUAUGAUGGUGAUCAAAGUCAAAAGUGGCGUACUCAACGAAUAUGAAGUAAAGCAUCCGCCUAUUUUAUACCUUCAAGUCUGGGACAAUGAUUUCAUCACGAAGAAUGAAUUUCUCGGUAUGCUCGAAUUGAAUUUGUCGAACUUUCCUGAACCGUGCACGAAUCGGCGCUUUUGCACACUCACCAAUGAGUUUGGUGGUAUUAAAUUACCCGAACCACUGGCUCGUUUACAUGCCAUAGCACAGCGUCGCCGUCCGCCGGUCAAUUUGUUCGCCAAGAAGCGUGUACGCGGUUGGUUUCCAUUGCAUGGACAGAUCGAUCAGAUGUCCAAGGAUAAGCGACUCAAGGAGCAGAUGCGCUCGCAAACCGGUAAAAUCGAAGUCGAAUUGGAAAUUCUUACCGAGGCGGAAGCAGCUGCGAAUCCGGUUGGUGUAGGUCGCAAUCCUCCAAACGCGCUAGCCAAUCCGUCGCGCCCCGACACCUCUUUUAAUCCAUUCACAAAUCCCUUGAAAGCUUUCCAAAAAAUCCUGCUUCCCGUGAUUGUCAAAGGUCUCAUCAUACUUGGCGUAAGCGCCCUUGUUAUUCUGAUUCUUGUGCAGUUCUUCUCAAACCUUCCGUAUAAAUUAUUGGGUUUGCGUUGAGUUGAUCACUUAUUGUUU